Drosophila hydei is the source of this 775-nucleotide messenger RNA. RefSeq names its product ubiquitin-conjugating enzyme E2 G1 (gene Ubc87F). Gene Ontology annotation, molecular function: ubiquitin conjugating enzyme activity. Gene Ontology annotation, biological process: protein polyubiquitination; proteasome-mediated ubiquitin-dependent protein catabolic process. The record is from RefSeq and is a predicted model, not a curated record. Bases 137 to 640 code for a protein of 167 amino acids. The transcript is spliced from 2 exons. NCBI's taxonomy places the organism in Eukaryota, Metazoa, Arthropoda, Insecta, Diptera, Drosophilidae.
GGUCAGAGUUGUCAAUGUUUGUUGGCCGUAACAUUCAGCGUAGUUCAGCACCGUAAAGUCUACAAAAAUUCCGAAAAAAAAGAAAAUAAAACUUAAGCAACGUAUCGAAAUUUUUGAACAAAAUUCCACCAGUGACAUGUCUGAACUGCAAGCAUCGCUACUGCUCAAGCGGCAACUCGCUGAGUUGCAUCGCAAUCCCGUCGAAGGCUUCUCCGCCGGGCUGAUUAACGAUGAGGACAUCUUCAAGUGGGAGGUGGUCAUCAUCGGUCCGCCGGACACGCUGUAUGAGGGCGGAUGCUUCAAGGCUCAUCUAGUCUUUCCCAAAGAGUACCCGCUGCGGCCGCCACGCAUGAAAUUCGUCACCGAGAUCUGGCAUCCGAAUAUUGAGAAGAACGGCGAUGUCUGCAUCUCCAUACUGCACGAGCCGGGCGACGAUAAAUGGGGCUACGAGAAGGCCGAGGAGCGCUGGCUGCCCGUCCACACUGUGGAGACCAUAUUGCUGUCUGUCAUCUCCAUGCUAACGGAUCCCAAUGACGAGUCAGCGGCAAAUGUGGACGCAGCCAAGGAAUGGCGCGAAGAUCAUCCAGAAUUCAAGCGCAAAGUAGCGCGUUGCGUGCGCCGCAGCCAGGAGGAGGUCUAGUGGGAGGAGUUGCCCGCCGCACACCUAAAGCAAGCCCUAUUCGCACACAAGCACAGACACACCGACAGGCAGACAGACAAACACCAAAACACUCAAACGGUCAACAUUCAAGCAUGCGAAUAAACUAAGCGACUG